Ornithodoros turicata is the source of this 1079-nucleotide messenger RNA. It is a transcript of the gene Chd64, whose product is annotated as myophilin-like. Gene Ontology annotation, cellular component: actin cytoskeleton. The coding region runs from base 123 to 695 and encodes 190 amino acids. Gene Ontology annotation, biological process: actin filament organization. The record is from RefSeq and is a predicted model, not a curated record. The transcript has 4 exons. Gene Ontology annotation, molecular function: actin filament binding. Lineage: Eukaryota; Metazoa; Arthropoda; Arachnida; Ixodida; Argasidae.
CGAUCUGCUCGUUGCUCGUGUCGUCACACUCACAUACACACACGCGCGCGGACGUAGGACGACGAGUUGUGCUUAUAGUUUGACACGGAAGCUUUACCUAUAGGUGCCAAAUCGCAGUGAACAUGGCUGAACACCGUGCCACAAAAUCUGGACUUGCAGCGGAGGCUCAUAGUAAGAUACAAUCCAAGUAUGAUUCCGAGCUGGCAUCUCAACUCCUCGUCUGGGUGAAGGACACCACUAACCUGGAGAUCAACACAUCAGGAGACAUGGACACUUUCUACGAGCAGUUGAAGGAUGGUACUGUCCUAUGCAAACUGAUCAAUGUUCUGAAACCUGGCGCAAUACCUGACAAGAAAAUCAACACGAGCAAAAUGGCCUUCAAGUGUAUGGAGAACAUCAACCAGUUUUUGGACCAUGCACGACAACUUGGAGUUCCUGCUCAGGAGACAUUCCAGACUGUGGAUCUCUGGGAGAAACAGAACCUUCUUUCCGUGUGCAUUUGCCUCCAGUCCUUAGCAAGGAAGGCCCCGAAAUACGGCGUCCAAGGCAUGGGACCAAAGGAGGCCGAGGCCAACGUCCGAAACUUUUCCGACGAGCAGUUGAAGGCGGGUCAGAGCGUCAUCAGCUUGCAGUAUGGUUCCAACAAGGGCGCGAACCAGAGUGGCAUCAACUUCGGCAACACUCGUCACAUGUAAAAUUGCGGGGAUAUUUUUCAUUUCUUUUUUUGAAGUCUAAGCAUAUUUUACUCUCGCUGUUCGUCACUUUGGCUCCCUCCCGAGGACACAGAGAGAAAGAGCUAUUUAUUUUUUACACCGUGAGAACAAGAGGUAAUCAAACAGUGACGUUAUAGUGACACAGUCUAACCCCUUUUGCAGACAAACACCGGGAGGAGUAGAGGAUUUAUUUUGGUAGAACGUGGCCUUCCAAUUACCCGAGACACGCAUUAUUUGUUGAGCAAAGCAGCACACUGAGUCCACCUUCCUUUAAAAAAAAAAAAAAAGUAUUUUUUUGUGGAUUCUCAGCUUGAUGGUAUGGUGCAUUCCAUGUUGAAUUUUCUAUAAAGAACAGAUUUUCAUAAA